This is a messenger RNA of Drosophila virilis, 1796 nucleotides long. RefSeq names its product no extended memory (gene nemy). The record is from RefSeq and is a predicted model, not a curated record. NCBI's taxonomy places the organism in Eukaryota, Metazoa, Arthropoda, Insecta, Diptera, Drosophilidae. Gene Ontology annotation, molecular function: oxidoreductase activity.
AGCAGACGUGGCGCGGCUUUGGUGUAUUUCCCCCCAGUUUUGUGGCAUCGUGCGCUUGCAUAUUUAGUCAAAAUGAUAAAUUAAAUUAUAGCCCGCUAGUUAAUCGCGCUGCAACGGCAUUUAAUUAGUGAACAUUUGAUGGAUUUAUAAAUUAAAGCGCAUAAGUGAAAAGUCAUUUGGAAUUUGAAUAGUUCGCAGUGCGCACUGUAUAAAAACUUGGGGCGGCCAGCAGCAAACUAUCAACAAUUGAUUGCCUUCACAUGGAUAGCAAUUCGGUGAGUCCCCUGCCACCGCUGGCCAUCAUGGAGAACGAGAAGACGCCGCCGGGCACGCCCAAUGGCAUUGAAAUGCCGCCGCCGCCAGAUGAAAAACGAUAUGAGGAGGAUCCGGAUAAUGCCUGGAACUGCUGUUCCUGGUGUGAAUACCUACUGAUUGUCAUACUCUCGACCAUACUACUGGUGGGUGUAUUGAUACUCACGCUAUUCUGGGUCAUGUUCUAUCGCGGAGGUUUCGCCUGGACGGAGCGACCGCUGCAGCAGUUCAAUUUGCAUCCCAUCUUGAUGGUCGCCGGCUUCGUAACGCUCUCCGGAUUUUCUAUUUUAAUUUAUCGACUGUGCCGUUGCGUGAAGCACAUCUAUGUGAAGCUGAUUCACAUGUUCUUUCAUGCCGUUGCGAUACCCUGCAUUGCGCUCGGGUUCCUCUCCGUCUUCGAUUCGCACAACGCAUUGCAAAAGGUUAACUUCUACAGUCUGCACUCAUGGCUGGGCUUCGUGACAAUGGGCAUGUUUCUGCUGCAAUUCGUAAUUGGCUUUUUCACCUUUCUGGUGAUGCUCUGCUGUGAGAACAAGACAUAUAGCUGCCGCUCCGCCAUGGUGCCCAUACACGCCAGCCUGGGCUUGGCCAAUUUCUGGCUGGCGAUUGCCACAUCUGUGACGGGCAUUAUCGAGAAGGAACGCGAAACUGCCAAGGAUCCAAACUUGAGUGCGGAGAACCAACUGAUUGAGCAUUAUAUAACGAGCGCAAUUGGACUCACCCUGGUCGUGAUCGGCAUCAUUGUCACCUUUGCCGUGCGAAGGACCAACGCGCCAGCAUCCGCCAAAGUCUAUGUCACCGAACGCAUUUAGAUGGGCUACAGCCCAGGCCAUGCCCGGGCUUCGACACAUCCAUACUCUCGGUGCAUGAACUGUGUAAUCGCAAUCAAAAUUUUGUUACAACCAAAAUCUCUUGUCUGUGCAGCACAAAACACGACAAAACACGCUUUAGCAUACUCUUCAUAAUUAUAUACACACACUAUACUAAACUAUAUGCCAAAUCAAAAAAAGAAAAUCUUUAUCAACUACAUAAAUCAAAUCUAAACCUUUCGCUAUCAAAAUGCCAACUUUUGCUGCUAAGUAGUAGUAGGUAUAGGAAUCUCAGACUUAGCCAGACCUAGUUGGGAAUAUACACAGAUUCACAAAAGUAUAUAUAUAUAUAUAUAUAUAUAAUAGAAACUAGAGGACCGCCCAGCCCAGACCAAGCAUUAGCAAUUACAAAUACAUAAACCUUAUACAGCUGAAUUCUUAGCCAGUUUUAGACAUUUUUACACUUAACAACCGAAAAUACUAUUCAAUAUAUAUAUUACUUAUAUAGUGUAUGUACUAUACGAAACUAAUGCAUAAACUUUACACAAAACUAAACGUAGUUAUUGUCGCAUUUGAUGUUCUUUUUUUUGUAAUUGUGCAAACAUAUUUGUAUUUCAUAAAAAGCUAAGCAAUACAUAAGUUGUAAACCCAACAUUUUACAAUUACUAUAUAUAA